Mizuhopecten yessoensis (Yesso scallop) is the source of this 8126-nucleotide messenger RNA. RefSeq names its product smoothened homolog. Gene Ontology annotation, cellular component: dendrite; cilium; plasma membrane. NCBI's taxonomy places the organism in Eukaryota, Metazoa, Mollusca, Bivalvia, Pectinida, Pectinidae. Bases 705 to 3689 code for a protein of 994 amino acids. The record is from RefSeq and is a predicted model, not a curated record. Gene Ontology annotation, biological process: smoothened signaling pathway; commissural neuron axon guidance; central nervous system development. Gene Ontology annotation, molecular function: transmembrane signaling receptor activity; patched binding. The transcript has 12 exons.
UAUUGAUUAUUUAGGUCAUUCAGGUAUACGUUGGCGAGAUAUCAACAUUUAUUGACAUGCUGGCUUAAACCAUGUGGUGGGAUAAUAUCGAUUAAUCCCAACAUUUACAUAGCCAGCCAAGUGGCGGUGUUGGUGAUUGCCCGGUGGUCAAACUAGUUUGGCCAUUCCAGGGUAUUGCCCAGCCGUCACUGUCAUGGUUGAUAAAGCUUGGCCGACGCAAUUCAUCCGUGAUAUGGUUGUCAUGCAGACACGACCAAUUCGGCCAUGGUCAAGACAACGACUAAAGAAACUUCUGUGAUUGUCCUUUUUACGGAAUGGAAUAAUUUGUGGACUGGACAAAACGUGAACCUGUUUACGUUAAUCCCAGUUACCAUGGUGACAAAAUUAUUUAUGAUUAUCUAGAAUUCUAUGCAGUCAAAAGUCAUAAUAAUUUUCGAAAUGGUGCUUUAACUUAAAAUCAAUUCUAAUGUCAACUUUUAUGUUGUGAAUCGUAUAUUACCCUGAAGUGCUGCUGAAAGUGUAAAUUAUAUUUUUUAACUGUUUAAAAUUUAAUGAAAUUUCAUUCAUUAUUUCAUGUAUACAUAUAUAAAUUUAAGUGUGAAGAUGCAUAUUUUUCCUGCUUAUCAACGGCUGUUUUGAAAAGAUUUGUUAAGAAAAUGAUUUAGGCCAUUAAAUUGGAGGAAUGAUUUUAUCGACAGUGAAACAUGUCUUCUAAAAAUUUCCAUCGUCAUUUGACAAAACUUUUGUACAGUCUCGUGAUUUUGAACAUUUUUUGUCUGGAAAAUGUUCUCUGUGCGGUUUGCAAUGUCUCAAGAACUGUAAAUGAGUGCAUUCCGAAAACAUUUACACAAUGUCUGGGGGCAAAUAUUCCAUUCAACUACACAACACUGGAAUUUGUCAGUGAUUCUUCGAACCUUGCGGAAGUUGAACAGAAGUUGAAGCUAUGGAAGGGUCUACAAGGUGCUCCAGAGUGUUGGCUGGUUGUCCAGCCCUUCUUGUGUUCUGUGUAUGUACCGAAGUGUGACAAUGCUAAAACACAGGUGGAGUUGCCGAGCAAGGAUGCAUGUCAGAGAGCGCACGAAGCCUGCAGACUUGUCGAAGAUUACCAGGGGUGGCCAGAUUUUCUGGGCUGCUCCCAGAGUUACUUCACAGAGUGUUCGACUUCUCACACCUACGAGACCUUGACCUUCAACACCACAGGGGUGUGUAACCCGCCCCUGGUGCGGACGACCAAUGAGGACAGUUGGUACGAGACAGUGCCAGGCUGUGGUAUCCAGUGUCAGGAUCCGUUUUACACGGACAAAGAACAUCGCGAAGCCCACAUCUUCAUCGGAGUGUUUGGGUCCCUCUGUCUCGUCUGCACUCUAUUUACAGUGCUGACGUUUCUGAUAGACUGGAAGACUUCCAGCCGAUACCCAGCUCUCAUCCUGUUCUUCAUCAAUGGCUGCUUCUUCUUCUGCACGAUCGGCUGGAUGGCUCAGUUUUCUGGGGAUGCAAGGACGGACAUCGUGUGUAAGGCUGACGGAACCACACGCCACGGGGAGCCCAAGCUGGGGUCUGGAGAGACAGCCUCCUGUACAUUUGUGUUCAUCCUGGUCUACUACUUCAUGAUGGCGGCCUCUGUCUGGUUUGUCAUGCUGGCCUACGCGUGGCAUCUCACCUUUAAGGCCCUGGGAACACCUCGCGACGACCUCACUAGUAAGACGGCCUACUUCCACAUCGCCAGCUGGUGUGUUCCUCUGGUAUUAACCAUCAUAUGUCUGGCUGUAUCUGAGAUUGACGGUGAUUCUGUGACUGGGAUAUGUUUUGUGGGGUACCGAGAGUACGCCUACAGGCUCGGUUUUGUGGUUAUACCACUUGUGGUCUGUCUUUGCGCCGGAUUGGUGAACCUCCUACGGGGACUUCGCACACUUGUCAAGCUAAGGAAGGACACGCCAGACUUUAUCAGUGACAGGGCCACGUCAAAGAUAAGGGAGACAAUCAUCAGACUCGGUACAUUUACUUUCUUGGCUUUUGCGUUUGUGUUGAUCUCAUUCUCUAUACACAUCUACUCCUUUGCCAGUGAACAGGAAUGGGAGGACAGCUUUAAGGACUAUUACUUCUGCCUUGCCAACGCGACCGUGACUAAAACGGUGGACAGCUCCUACUCGCGUACCUGUACCAUGGCAGCCAGGCCAAGUAUCGUGGCUGUCGAGUUCCACGUCCUGGCAUUCUUUGGCGCAGGAAUUGCGAUGAGUAGUUGGUCAUGGACGAAAGCUUCCCUACUAUCCUGGGAACGUUUUUUACGGAAAGUUUUCAAAAAGCCUUCAAACAAGCCGGUGAAGAUGAAGAAACACAAGAUGAUUGCGAAAGCCUUUGAACGCCGAAAGGACAUGAAUAAUGGACGCAUGUCAAUCAGCUUCGGUAGCACACAUGAUGACCCUUUAGGAAUGAAGUUUGAUUUGAACAGUGUUAGUUCUCACGAGAUGUCAUCAAACUUUGCUAAUGCAAUGCCCAAACUUGUGCGUAGACGCGGAGGGAUGAUAAUACCCACCGCUGGCACACUUCGACGUUACUCUGACUCAGAUAUUGGGUCCAUGGCAUCAAAGAUGGCAUCUCGUCGUCAGUCUCUAGACUCACAGCUCAGCGAAGCUCAGGGUCAGUUCCACCAGAGUGAUCAAAGUGAAGAUAUGAAAGGAGGGAAGAAAAAACGAAGGAAGAAGAGGAGGAAGAAGAACAAAAAGAGGAAUAGGAUUCAGCCUGUUCUUGGUCCAAUAUCAACCAAGCACACUGGGACAUUUAGUCACCGUCGUGGAAAGAAAGGUCGUCGAAACAGUGAUUCAUCAGCCAUAAGCAAGGCCUCGGCUCACGGAAUUGAUUUUGCUUUGGAACGAAAUAGCAUGGAAGCAGUAUCAUUGAAUUCAUAUUCACAUAAUAACAGCCUGGAGGCAGUGACGUUACCCGCCCCACCGAAAACUCUGUCAACAAACUAUGCCAUAUUCACUGCUAGUACUUAUAUGAAUGAAGUCAAUCAAGAGGAGAACGGUAAAAGGAAUGGUAGACAGAACGGUAACACGGGAUCGCAACGAAGUAGGGCAAGGGAGGUAACUUUAGAGAUGGCAGAAGCUCACAUAUAUCAACAGCAACAGGCCAAUGGAGGAUUGGGAAAUUCAAAUCGUGCAGGUCGUCAAGACAGCUUCUCUGGAUCAAGACAAAACGUGAGAUCCAAUCAAGGCAGACAAGGGUCUGCGGGGAAAACAGUCAGUCGUAUCGAGCCAGGACUUCGACAGCCCAAUGGAUCAGCUUCAAGUCGUUCUAGCAGGGGAAGAGUUAGUUCCGGAAGGUCCGAUAGAUCUGGUCUCAGUUCGGCUCGAUCAGAUCUUUCAGGUCCAAGGUCAGAACGAUCUGGUCUUGGAUCAGCUAGGUCAGAUCGGUCUGGUCUUGGAUCGGCUAGGUCAGAUCGGUCAGGUGUCGGGUCAGCUAGAUCUGGCCUAAGUUCAGCAAGAUCAGACCGCUCCGGUCUUAUGGGGCCAGCAAUGAGACUGACUAAUGGUUCCGCCUCUAGUAGAUCUGGCCAAUCAAGGCAGAGUUCUGCAAGGUCAAAUAGGUCACAAAAUAGUCAGAUCCCUGUGUCUGCACCAACAUUACCAGGCAUAGCUGUAGUCGAAGUGGAGGACGAGGAUCUUGUGUCGGUGACUUCAUUAGACUGAUGUCAGCAUAAACAAUUACUUCUAUCCAUUGUUUGAAGACUAAUGUCACCCUAAAUAAUCUUGUGUACCCAGUGGUUAAUACAAUUAUGUCUCAUAGAUAACAAAACUGAAAAGACUAUAAUUUUACCUGUUCAUGAAAUGUAAUUUUGCUUAACAAGACAUCUCGUAAGGAAAGUAUGUAAAAUGAAUUUCAAAAAAAAUUAAAUGUCUUCCAUUUUAUUUCCCAUAGUAGAUUCUUGGGGAUCUACAUUUAAAGGAAGUGGAUCUGUCAUGGUUGUAAAGGGUAAAAAAAAUAUUUUUACCCACUUUUGUACACUUGAUAUUUAAAAAUACAUUGUAAUUUUACCUGCUCAGGUAAAGCAAUUGUUUUAGAAGAUAUCUAAAAAGAAGCAUUUCAGAAAAAAUAAGCAUUAUUUUGUCUUCCAUUUUAUUUCCCACAGUAGAUUCUUGGAAAAUCUACAUUUAAAGGUAGUAAAACUCUCUUGGUUGUAAAGGGUAAAAUUUAAAAAGCGAUAUUUUCACACAACAGUGUACAUUACGUAUUUUUGGAGAAAUGGAGCAGGCAAAGGAUUUGUAACUAUCGGAACCUUGGUUCCUGUUGCUAUAGUGAUGGUAGUGUUACAAAUGUAUAUGUUCUGGUUGUCUUACACCCUUACAAGAUUUUGAUUUGUUGCUAUAUGUAUGUUUACAUGUGGAGAAGAAUCUCAAAUACGAUAUCCUAGAUACUCAUUGUCAAGGUUGAAACCUGAUUUUCAAGGUCAGACCUAUAAUAUUUUACUGUUUUUAUCCUUCAAUAAGCCCAGGGGGCCAACACAUAAUCUCUUACUCAAAGGAGGGGGCAGGCUUGAUACAGGACAACACAUAAUCUCUUACUUAAAGACGAGGGAAUUAAUACAGGACAUUAGUUGGAAUUUCUACUGAGCUACAAUAGAUAUUGGUGGGCUUAUUACCAGGCAUGGGCUUAUUGCUGGAUAAAUAUGGAUGAGUAUUAUCACUUGAUACAUUUACAUUAUCAAAUUAGAUAACAUGUUUAGGUACAUUUUAAUAAUGUACGUUAGAUUGAUGUUAAUUAUAGUUUUAGUUACUAAUUGUUCAUGGAAGUUUUCAUUUUGAAAAAGAUACUGUGGAUUAUUAAUUUUUGUGGGGGAUUUAUUUUUGUUGAUUUUGUUUGUGGGUAUGUAUUCUACAUCAACAAAUUGUUAUACACAAAAUGUUGAAUAUGUGUUCUGAACAACAAUUUAUGAAGAUAUUGGUAUACCAGUAUUAAAAACCUUGGCCAAAGUCAAAUUCUUGGGUCAAAAAUAAUUACAUUGUCAAAACCAUGAAACUUGAGCCCCAUACAAAUAUAUAAAUUCACAGUAUAUUUAUCAUGUUGUGACUGGUUCACAUGUAAACUACAGUAUUCCGUUCAAAUUAGUUUGUUCUAGUUGUUACCUAAACUCAUAAAUUGUCGGAGAAACUGAUCUGUCAAUCCAGGCAUUUAUAUACACUAAAACCUUGUUAUACUGCCAACAUUUUCCCAGCAAUUAAAUUUAAGCAUUAUAUAGAGGUUUGGCAAAAACCUGAGAGAGCAUAUUGAGGAAUUUGUGAGGUAAAAAAUUCAAAAAGAUUGACUUUGAAAUAUAUUUGAAGCAGACAAGUUGGCAAAUUAACAAGGGGCAUUAUAUCAAGGUUUUACUGUAAGGCUUAUCAAUGCAAAUUUGUUCAUAAUAUGUGAACGUGAAUGCAGUGUAUGACAGCAUUUUAUGAAAAAUAAUUAUUUGAGAAGACAACGAUAUUUUUAUCUUAGAUGCAUCAUUGUCGAAAGACAUACUUUUAAAACCAUAUCUUUGUUGUAUGUAUUGUUGAACUGCAAUGAACAGUGAUUUAUUUUUGGGCAGGGGGAGGAUGGAGGGGGGAUUUGUUUAAAUUCUAUGCAAUUUGACAGUUCAUGAAUAAAUUAAUAACAUGUCCAUCGUCAAUACUUUUUACAUGAGUAGUAUUUUGUAUCAAUUGUUUUACCUUAAUGUCUAUGCAAGUGCUUUUACCUGUAAUGUUGUACUUAAAUUGAAGAAUAUUUCCACCAUAGUAGGUAAAUGUAUAAUUCUGAUAUUAUGUGAAUUUUCAUAUGCAUUAAAUAUCAGACAUUUUAUUUAGAAAUUUACCUCUUAUUUUAAUAUGUACAGUAAUAACUAUCAUAUAUUUUGUAAUUUUCAUUAAAAAAAAUGAUUUCAUUUAUGAAAAUAUGAGGCAGCCAUUGUAAGGAAAUGUGAUAAAAUGCUGAAAAGGUUGUUUUUAAUUACAUUUUUAAAAAUUACGUUUAUAUAUGCAGAACUCUCCACACACUUUUUUUGUAGUAAUGUGUUUUGGGGGUUUUAACUCAUUCAUUCCUGAAGAUGCAAAUGAACUCUCCCAAUGCAAAGAUUGGAAUAGUCCAUUAUAACAUUUCAGGGGUGCAUGAGUUAAGGUACCAGACGUGUAUUUCCAUAGUGUUUUUAGUUCACUCACCUAGAUCUGUAUCAUAAUCAAACGCUUUAUCAUUUUCAAAAUAUAGUAAGAUUUUAUGCCAGGAUGUUUAUUUUUACUGUUAGUAUCAGCAGAAACAAAAUAGGAGAAAUGGCCGUUCAGAUUUGUUCCCUUUCAACAAUAAAUAGGAAACUUGCUUACCAACAUUCCUGAUAAACAUAGAACCAAUCAUUUCAUCACUUAUGUCAACAUAUUUAACUCAUUCACCCCUGAAGACACAUUUGAACUAUUCCAAAAAAAAGGUUGGAAUGGUUCAUUAUGAAAUUUCAGGUGCGAAUGAGCUUAUUGGUAAUCAUAAAAAUCCCUUUAUUCUUGUACCCUGACAAUCCGAUAAAUUUCCCCUUUUUUUCCAUAAUUUUACAAUUUUGAUGAAGAGAUUCUCAGAAGUUUUAAAUAAUGAAGAACCGUCCAUAGGUUACUACCAUAACUGAUUUUACUCAAAUCUGUCGUUUUGUGUCCUGAUAUUCUGUGGCUGUUUCAUUUCAAGGGGAUGUUAAAAAACACUAGAUGCACAUUUUAAUUAAACUUAUCGACAAUAGCUGUCGGAAUGAUCAAAUUGUUUGUCAGAAAUUUAACUCUUGGCAUUUUCUUUUGUUGAAUAGGUAGCUUACAAUGGUAUUUUUUUGUGUUUUCCCCUCAAGAUUUAAGUGAAAUUCUGCAAUUUGUAACAGAAAAAUUGUAGUUUUAAACACUUAAAGGAUCUUAAUAAUUUUGUCAAGCCAUAGGAUUUAUUUGUUUGUAGACAAGAAAAGAUACUUAUGUCUGAAGUGUGGUCAUACUUUCUUUGAUUAUUGUUGUCUGUGACACAAUGAUACCUUAACCUUUCACCACUGUAGACCAUAAUGGACUUAUCCAUAUUAAUGCAUGGUAGAGUCUACUAAAGUUACAUAGGGGUGAAAUGGUUAACAUCUAAAUUCCUCUCACUCGUCACUAACCAUGCUAUACUGAAAGUAUGUGGGACAUAGUCACAUGACUGGCAUGUCUAUUUUUAGAAAGUGUUUGUUUUGGAACUAAUUCAAACAGCAACCAUUUCCUCAUGAGUAAUUUGAAAGGUAUACAGGGCCGUUUCCGUUUAACGGUUCAACUGGUCGGACCACAGUUGUUGGUUUAUUAAAUAAUGUCGGACCUAGUAAUCUGAUGCUGCUUUCAGGCGAGGCCUGCACAAACAUUUGGAGGUCCGCCAGUAUUCAUACCCGAAAAUUUAAAGUGGACGCACCGGUUCCGCAUAAACGAACAUGUCCGUGGCCUAAGAUAUUGAUGAUGAUGAUGAACACUUUUAAAGGGAGAUCACUCUGAUACAUAUCACCAGCAGUCCUUAUAUUCGUAAGGUAGGAUAUAUUCUUGGGUGGCUAGUGAUAUGCCGAAUUUAAAUGUCCGUCCACCAUGUGUCUUUUAUUUCGGAUCAUCUUGUAUAUAAAAAAACAUUUAAUGACAUCAUUCACAUCAUUCAUUAUGGAGUAAAAACUGAAAGUGAAUAUCCUCGAAAAAAAAUUACAAUGGGAAUAAAUGGAUGAGAAAUAGUUUUGACGAGUGUGUUAUUAUCAAAUAAGGAAAAAUAAUUUUAGUUUGAAGUUGAUUUAUUCAAAUUGAAAAAAUUCACAGUAAUAUUAUUUAAUGAAUGAAAGAGAAAUAGAUUGUUUAUUCUCUAUAGAUGAACUUGUAUUACUGUUCUAGUAGUGACAGUUUACAAUGAUGAACUUAUUUACCGGUCUGUCAUGGCUCAACUCUAAGAAUAUAGUGUAUCUAGUUGUUAAUGCUAUUUUACAUAUUUUCUGAAUUUCUGAAUUAAAAUUAUUGAAUUCUUUUUUCAAAAUUUGAUAUGUAAACUAUAUUUUAUGACUUGUGAUAUUUUAAGAGAUUUUCUAAAAACCAGUAAUUUUUGAACAGGUGCAUUUAAAUGUUGUGAAUUUCACUAAGUGCUAAUGUAUGGUU